AGGAGCUACAAGAUGGCGCAAGCAAUAUUUGAAGUGCUUGAAGGCAUGGACAACCAGACAGUGUUAGCGGUCCAGUCUCUGCUGGAUGGCCAAGGUGGAGUUCCCGACCCAAACAGCCAGAACGUCUCUGGGACGUCCACGAUCCAGUCUAUGGACGACGAAGAUGUGUUCCUGUGUGGGAAGUGUAAGAAACAGUUCAAUUCUCUGCCAGCCUUCAUGACACACAAGAGGGAGCAGUGCCAGUCCAACGUCCCCUCCCUGUCCACAGUGUCCUUGGCCUCCACCAAUGCCUACACACCGGUUCCCUCAAUCAGCUCUGGACCGCAAACUCCUGCCAACAGACAGGUAUCCACCUACAUCACAGUCCCUCCCUCCCCUCUGACACACACUCUGGUCCAAGGCAACGUGCUGGUCAGUGACGAUGUUCUGAUGUCGGCUAUCUCAGCCUUCACCUCCAUCGACCAGCCUAUGGCCACCAUGCAGACGCCUAUACAGAGUAACUUGAGCAUGCACACAGCUGGUGUUUCAUACCUGCAGCACCAUCACCACCACCACCAUCAUCACCAUCAUCAUCACCAGCAGCAGCAGCAGCAGCAGCAGCAACAGCAACAGCAGCAGUCCUCCCACCCCCUGCCCUCCAGCCAGACACCGGCCCACCCCCUGCCAGCUGGACAGCCCGCCCAGCAGCCGCUCACCUCACAGGUCCCAGCGAGCCACAGCAACUCAGUGGUCCAGGUGUACAGCACACUGCCCCAUAUGGCCGGGGGUGGUGGUGCAGAGAUCCACACGUUGGGUCUGCAGCCUUUCCAUCCUGUGCAAGUGCCCAGUCAGUGUGUGGAGAGCCAGUCAUUCACCACCCCUCCUGUCUACAGCCCUGGGAAGCAGGGCACCAAAACAAAGACCUGCAGCAUUACCACCAACCUGACGGAGCUGGGCGACUUCGAAAAGGUCAUCAUUCCCAAAAGGUCGAGGAGUAGCAAGAAAAGCUCAGAUGGAGCCACAGCAGAGCAGCUGAAAGGAAAAGUUCCGAAGCUGAAGUGUAAUUUCUGUGACAAAAUCUUCUCCAAAAACUUUGAUCUUCAGCAGCACAUUAGAAGUCACACUGGAGAGAAACCGUUUCAGUGCAUCGUCUGCGGCCGAGCUUUUGCCCAAAAGUCCAACGUGAAGAAACACAUGCAGACGCACAAGGUGUGGCCUAUGGGUGUGGCCAGCACAGUGUCCAGGUUACCAAUCACAGUCAAGGUGGUACCAGUGUCCUCCAAUGAGGAGGAAGGGGGUGGGGAGCAGCAGCAGCAGCAAGGUGAACCAGAGGAGGAGGGGUCACAGCAGCAGAACUGUCAAACACAAACUGAAGAAGAGGUAGUUCAAACAGAAGCUCCAGGGGAGUUGGAGGAGAGUGCAACUGAGGCUCGGGCUGACCAGGAGGGCAGCCACGGUGAAGCCACACAGAACGGGCAUCCUCAGGUACAGAUGCAGGUGCAGUCCAACCAGGACCAACAGUGCCAAGCUCAGACCAAACAGAUAGUUGUAAUCGACAGCUCCUACCAGUGCCAGUUCUGUGCCAGCAAGUUUAAGACCUACUUCCAGCUCAAGUCUCAUCUGACUCAGCACAAAGGGGAGCAGGUUUACAAAUGUGUGUUGAAGUCCUGCUCCCAGACCUUCCAGAAGUUGGAUCAGUUCCUGGAGCACAUCAGGACGCACCAAGAGCAGCUGACCUACCGCUGCCACCUCUGCAGCAAGGUGUUCCCCUCACUGUUUGAACUGGGAGUCCACCAGUACUCCCACUGCUUCUGCCCACAACAGAACACACGCAAGGAAACCACCAUAUACAGAUGUGUAAAGUGUCAAAGCAGAUAUUCCACCCAGGAGGCACUGGAACAACAUCUACAGACCGCCUCGCACAACUUUCCCUGCCCACACUGUCAAAAGGUUUUUCCAUGUGAAAGGUACUUCAGACGCCACCUCCCCACUCACGGCGUUGGAGGGAGAUUCAAGUGUCAGAUCUGCAAGAAAGCCUUCAAGACCGAGCACUACCUCAAACUGCACACGCGUAUUCACUCAGGUGAAAAGCCAUACAAAUGCUCCCUCUGUGAGGCGACGUUCAACAGGAAGGACAAAGUGAAGCGACACAUGCUCAUCCAUGAACCCUUCAAGAAAUACAAGUGCCCCUUUAGGACACAUGUAGGCUGCACCAAAGAAUUCAACAGACCAGACAAACUCAAGGCCCACAUCCUCUCACAUUCUGGUAUCAAACCCUACAAGUGUCUAUUUUGUCAGAAGGCGUUCAGCCGCAGGGCCCACAUGCUCGAGCAUCAGCAGUCCCACACAGAUAACUACCGCUUCAGAUGUUCUACCUGCAACAAGGGAUUCACCAGACAGAGCUAUUACAGAGAUCACAAAUGUCCUGCAGCAGGGAACGGGACAGGAACUGAAGGAGGGACUGGGGAGGCAGAGGGAGACGAGGUCGUGGGAGAGGCGAUGGCAAAGGAGAAGGAUGGAGAGGAUGACGGGAGGAGGAGGAGGUUCUUGAGAAAAGAAAAACGUCCAGGGACAGGGGGAGACGACGGAGAGAAGGACGACAGCUCAAAGGGCAGCCAAGAGCAGGUGGACACGCACGGGGAGGAGGAGGAGGAGGAAGAGGAGGAGGAGGAAGGGGAGGAGGACGAGGAGGACGAGGAGGAGGAAGGAGAUGGGAGGAGGACUGAUGAGGGUUGUCAGGCUGCAAUGACUAUCACCAGCAUUGAAGGGCAGGCGGACAGAGAAGAGGAGGAUGAUGGGAUGGAACAUGGUGGCGUGGCACUGGAGCAGAUUCAGAGUAAUGACCAGAGCUGUUUGCAGCAGCCAUGUUUGUAGUUUGAAGCAUCACUUCCUGGACAUGGACCAAACAAACAAAGCUAUUCUUUAUUUAAAAAAGUCAGGGAAAUUAUUUAUUUGUUUUAAAUUAAAACGUUAUUUAAAUUAUACACACUGCUUUUACUUCUGUUACUGUAAAGUAAGUACAGUAUGUUUCCUGGUAGAUCUAUAUUGCCAAAAUAACCAGUGGAGAAUUUACAUGUUUUUGUGGACAAAUUUUGUGCAAGUUCAGCCACCGUGGUUCAAUUAAAAUGUCAUAAUGUCAAACUCAA
Molecule: messenger RNA, 3125 nt
Organism: Epinephelus lanceolatus (giant grouper)
Lineage: Eukaryota; Metazoa; Chordata; Actinopteri; Perciformes; Serranidae
Gene: znf341
Product: zinc finger protein 341
Source: RefSeq, a predicted model, not a curated record